Menidia menidia (Atlantic silverside) is the source of this 1149-nucleotide messenger RNA. NCBI's taxonomy places the organism in Eukaryota, Metazoa, Chordata, Actinopteri, Atheriniformes, Atherinopsidae. The record is from the annotation of a GenBank genome assembly.
AUGCUGCCUGGAGUCGGUGUAUUUGGCACAGGGAGCACAGCCCGAGUGCUGGUCCCUCUGUUGCAAGCUGAGGGCUUCGAAGUUCAUGCGCUUUGGGGACGAAGCGAAGAGGAAGCAUGCUGCUUAGCAAAGGAACUGGGAAUCCCGUUUCACACCAGCAGAUCUGACGAUGUCCUUCUGCACCAAGACGUCGAUCUUGUUUGCAUCUAUAUUCCACCCUCAAUGACAAAACAAAUAGCAGUCAAAGCACUGGGCAUAGGUAAGAAUGUUGUAUGUGAGAAAGCUGCAACUGCUGUGGAUUCUUUCAAGAUGGUGACUGCAGCUAGAUACUACCCCCAGCUGCUGAGCAUUAUGGGUAACACCCUGCGCUUCCUGCCAGCCUUUGUUGCUAUGCGCCAGCGACUGCUCGAAGGAUACAUUGGAGAAAUCCAGGUGUGUGACGUUCGGGUGUAUGGGCCAAGUCUCCUGGACCAGUCGUAUGGUUGGACCUGUGAGGAGCUGAUGGGAGGAGGCGGGCUGCACACUGUCGGCUCGGCCAUCAUUGACCUCUUAAGUUACCUGACAGGAGCGCGAGCCCACCGUGUCCACGGUUUACUGCGGACCUUUGUCCAACAGAACAGCUUGAUCCGUGGCAUCCGGCGCGUCACUAGCGACGACUUUUGUUUCUUCCAAAUGUUGAUGGGUGGCAGUGGGUCUGCUGGUGUGUGCUGCACAGUCACCCUGAAUUUCAACAUGCCAGGGUCCUUUGUGCACGAGGUCAUGGUAGUUGGAUCCACUGGGAGGUUGACUGUCAGAGGCACAGAACUGUUUGGCCAACGCAAUGGGAGUAAAGACGAGGAGCUGUUGCUAGGUGACAACGGGUGGGUUGGACCAGAGGUGAAAGCGAUGCCCCUGCCUCACCUGCAGGGGCUCAGCUCCAUGGUAAAGGCACUGAGACAGUCUUUUCAGGCUCACGAAGAACGCCGUUCCUGGGCGCGAGGUCCAGUUGCCAUGGCGCCAACCUUCGAGGACGGCCUGUACGUGCAGACGGUGGUCGAGGCUGUGAAGCAGUCCAGUUCUAGUGGAGAAUGGGUGUGUGUUGAGAUCAUGAGUCAGGAGCCAGACCCCAACCACAACUUGUGUGAGGCUCUUCAGAGAAACAAAAACUGA